Agrilus planipennis (emerald ash borer) is the source of this 965-nucleotide messenger RNA. RefSeq names its product G patch domain-containing protein 11. Bases 114 to 893 code for a protein of 259 amino acids. The transcript has 3 exons. Gene Ontology annotation, cellular component: kinetochore. NCBI's taxonomy places the organism in Eukaryota, Metazoa, Arthropoda, Insecta, Coleoptera, Buprestidae. The record is from RefSeq and is a predicted model, not a curated record. Gene Ontology annotation, molecular function: nucleic acid binding.
GAUGUCGUAUUCCGUAUUAUUUUUGUUUUUGUAACCUAAAAAAAAAACUAACUUAUUUGUAUACAAUUACUACAUAUUUAUCUAAUAAACAAUUAAAAUAGGGAGAAACGGUCAUGUCUGAUUCCGAAGAAGAUUAUAUGUCCGAUAAACUUCUACAAAAUUGCGAAAAAGAGGACAUUCGCCCAGGUUUAAUAUUCAAUAGAUCAAAGAAACGAGAUCAUGAACUAUAUAAAAAAACCGUCUCAAGUCAAAAAAAACCAAAGCUAGACACUGAAAAUGAGAUUCGUGAGCAGGGACUUCAGACUGCAAUAUCAUCAGAAAACAAGGGAUUUAAGCUUCUUGAGAAAAUGGGUUAUAAGGCAGGAACUAGCCUAGGAAAGUCAGAAAAGGGUGUAACUCAACCCAUUCGUAUUGAGGUAAAAUUAGGUAAUAAAGGUUUAGGCCAUAAAACUUUGUUGGAAGAAAGAAAGAGGAAGAAAACUGAAGUCAACAUUAACACUGAAAGAAACUUUAAGGCUUCAAAGAUAGAAAAAAAUGAGUUACAUAUACUGAAAAAAGACUUAUAUAAAGCACAAAAAGCAUGUGAAGAUUUAGAUUUCAGAAAUGAGAAGCAACUUCCUGAUAAAAAUUUUUUUUGGACAAAGCAUACAUUUUUAGAACUGACCAAGAAAAAGAAGAAAGAAGAAGAUGAAGAUUCAUCUGAAGAGGAUGAAGAUGAAGUUGAAGAAGAAGAAACCAAAGAAGUUCUAGCGGAGCAAUUGCAUGAUCUUCUUGAGUAUUUACGAAAUAACUAUUUUUAUUGUAUCUAUUGUGUUGCUAGAGCAACUGACAUAGAAGAUUUAAAUUCUUUUUGUCCUGGAAUAUCAAGAACAGAUCAUGAUGAUGAUAUUUAAUUUACUGUGUUUGGGAAGUUGUAUUUAUUAAUAAAUGGAAAUAAACAUUACAACACAAGCUGUGAUAUUUUU